CCUUCUUUUUCCACUGUUUCUCAUCCACUCAUACAUUCCACAAAACUAUUUUCCUUUCCACUUAGACGUUUGUUUUAUUGUUUAGUUGCUUUCUAAUCUUAUUACCAUCCAUCCAUUUGUCUGUGUGUCUGUAUGCGCGCCCCUCUUUCACAUCCCUAACUGACGUUUUAUUAAUUGCCUUCACUCCUAUCAUAUCCCUGUCUACAUCAUCCCACAUUUGCCCCCAUUUACAAAUAUAAUUCGACGCACAGCAGUGCCUCAAACCCCUAUUGAAUUAGAGUAUUAUAGAGACAUGCAGUCCGAUCAUGCCUAUCAGCUGCCUGUCAGCAACAUCGCUUACCAUGUUUACAACCCAGAGGAAGAUGGCACCCGCACUCAAGCUGUGUCACAGCAAGCCUUCAAGCGCACCAUGGACAACUAUCAUGAACAUGAGCGUCUUGCUGAUCUAUUCCAGGUUGAACUCGAUAAGCGUGAGCGUGAGGCCCAGGAGCGUAAAGAGCGUGAAAAGCCAGCCAAGAUGCAAAAAAAGAGUUCCAAGCGAUCUCAUCAGAGCCAGGGACAAGACCGCCCACAACAUCCGCUCCCAGAGCGCCAUUCACUCCGCCGCCAUCUUCGCAACCUGAGCAAUAACCCAAGCAACAGUAGUCUUUUAGAAGGAAACGGUCCCAACAGUAAAGAUUCUGCAGCCAUUCUGGUCAAUAAGUCUUCAGGCAACCAUAGGCGCUCACGGCGAAACUCGGACAUCAGCACCAGCGACAUCAGUGGAUAUGGCGAUGAUGACGUGCGGAUAUUGCCACCUUUGUCCAAGUCCACUCAUCUCCAGUCAAGCUCAUCAUCUCAUGUCAAUCGUGACAUUCAUCUCGCCACUCCUUUGAACGAACAACGAUCGCUGUCUAGCUCACCUGCUCUUCCACUAACGCCAUCACCUCGACUUACUCCCAUGUACUCGGGUCAUGAGGAACGAAAUGGUACUGAUUCAGGGACGGACAUUCCUCAACAAUCUUCGAAUCACCUUAUAAAUAAUUCUUCGUUCUCAAGUUUAGCUAGCUCGACAUCCUCUACAUCAUCACCACUGGUCUCCUCAGCACUUUCUUUGCCGGGACACAUGGUACCUGGACGCAAGAAACGAAAGCAAGCCAUUCCAGUCCACCCCUCAGUUGUCGAUCGGAUCCCAGGCAUUACCCUCAGGAUCCAGCGCGAGAAACAAAGCGAUCAGCUUCAAGUGGAGAUCCUCAAAAAUCUAGAUGACUACACGAUACGACGGGACGCUGAUCAUAGUCCGGAAUUGAAGCUUCAAGCAACACAGGAUUUGCGCAAAGUAAGAGAGUCCAUCGAAUCUGGACGUCCAGGAUACGCCUUCUUUCCCGCACCAUCAUCAGUCGCUCAGUCGCAACAUCUGAAUUCAACGGAAGUCAGCGAAUCUGUAACAGUCUCUGCAGGUUUCUCAGUCGAUGCGUUAGUUAAUAUGACGGACAUGUUUGACGCCCGGUCAUUACCUUUAUCAUGGGAAAAUUUUUCCACGCGGGAAUGUGUGGUUAAUAAAGUGAUUGGAAAACAUGACAAGGAUCUAGAUGUUCUGGAGGAGGCUGUCCAAGACGCAAUCGCAAGGCAGCAUUAUACCCAUCAACAAACCACUCAAUCGCAACAUGAGCGAGAGCGAGAUCAUGAGGGCAGUCCAGUAUCAAAUACUAUUCAAAAGAGAAAUCCAAGUGUACCAGUAAACUCCAGCACAAUUGCUGCACUUUCAACUUCACCAUCAGCAACGAUGACAGCAGGUCCGCGAACUACUAAGCCUGCGGUAACGGUUUCACCUGCUGCAGGACGCCCAGCGCCAACGCGAGCCACACGUAGUAGGAUGCAUGUGUCAGACCGAGGUGGCAAAGAUGAUUUGAUAGCACACGAUGAUAUCGAGUUUGUGUUGAAACAAAAACGUAAAAAGAAAUUAGAGGAACGGAGACGACUUGGAAGUAAAGCCAGCUCCAAGGAUGAAGACGAUGAGGACGAUGAACGACGUGCUCAGAUGGAGGAUGAAAGAGGUGAAUAUGGCGACGACGAAACCAUGGUCAUUCCACCUAGAGAAAAUAUCGAAGGGCGCUCUAAAAUGGAUAUAGUACAAGGAGUUUACUCAGAUGAGGAUCAUGACAGGAAGAGAGCUCGCGUAGAGCAUACUAAACUGAAGCAGGAAGAUGCAGACGGCGAUGUGUCAAUGGCACACCAUGGCAAAGUACGAGGCCAACAGCGAAAUACUUCUAUGGAGAGUAAUACUUCCUCGACACGGUUUAGUGCGCAAGACGCUCUCUCAGGCCAACGUCGCGCAUCCGAUGAAGACAACUCUGCAGGGACAUCUUCAUCUAGUGAAGAGGACGAUGAUGAGGACGAAGAUUACCACGAUACCCACUACAAACCAAAGGGACCCCUUUCAUCAUUAUCACAAAAUGCAUCUCGCCGCCGGAGAACGCUUUCAGAGUCAAAAGCCUCUGUUCCUCACUCCACCAAGAAGGCAGUGGAUACGAUCAUUACAUCUAAGGGCCCCACUGAAAAAUCAAAGAAAGCAUCAGAUGUAACCGCCAUGUCACCAUCCUUAUUAAAGAGAUCGAUGGAUACGAAGCCUACAGCGCUUAUGCCCACUGAAGCGCAGUCUGCAAAGAAUCGAGGCGACAUUGAGAGAUCCCGAUCAAAUCGUUCUCGGUCACCGAUCUCUACAUCCGGAAUGAUAAACGAAGGCAUUCGACGUAACAAAAAAAUAUGGUCUCGAGGCAGAAACUCGAGAAAGGAGGAUGAAGUUGUGGACACGACAAGCGACGACGACGAGGAUAGAGCUUUGGAAAAUGGGAUUGUGGACGUAGGGGAUAUCGAUAGCGAUGCAAUGCCUUUGACCAGGCACGUUCGAUCAGAUUCGACCGCGUCUUCGUCUUUGAAUGUCUCCGACAUUAUUACAAACAGGAAUGAGACUCAACCUGAGGUCAGAAAGGUAUCAGCGGCAAUAUCGACACCAGCAGCAUCUUUAUCUAGCCCCAACACUGAUCUCAGGGACAGCAGUAGUACUAAUAACAGCAAUGUCAAUGGAAAACAAACUCAAGAGUCUGGUGGACGAACACGUGCACGGGCCAGAUCAUUUUCAACCACAAUUGAGACUGCUGACAAGACAAAGUUCUUUGAAUCUGCACUGGAUGUGAUUGAGCAAAAACGUCGGGAGAGUCUUGCCAAAAAGAAAGCAGCACGUGCAGAGGCAGAAGAGCGAGAACGACAAGAACGUGAGGAGCGCGAGCGACGUCAAAAGGAGGAGAGAGAGGAGUUGGAACGCCAGAAGGCUGUAGCGCGCUUACAAGAGCAAGGGAAAGCCCAAAAGAUUGAAUCAACUAAUUUACCAAAGUCAUCAAAGUCACUCCCAGGGCGCGUCCUGCGGCGAACGAAAGCAGAUGCAUCAGCAGAUGAAGGAUCUGUUGACCCGGAUUGUACAUCUUGUCGAUUGGAGCUUUCUGCAGAGGAUAAAGCAUUAUGGAAGAGUGCUGUGGAUGCUGGUGAGAUCCGACUACCAAAGACGUGGGGUACACACGCUAUUCUUUGUACGACGUGUCGAUUGCAGUAUCUGGAGCACCAUUUCCGAUGCACUGCAUGUUUUUACGUACCCGUUAAGGAAGAAAUGGUAGCCUCUGGCUCUUCGUGCAGCCGGUGUAAGGCUGGAACGUGGUUAAUGGAGGUCGUUCGGACACCAUUUGUGGCGGAAAAGCGUGAUGCGCGUCGUAAAACCAUGUCGGACGCGUCUUCUUAAUUGAAAUGUCGUAGGUGAUGGAUGCGAUCUGUAGUCCAGUCUGCAAGCUCCACUCUCCCUCUUGAAACGUUUCACAGGUUCUGAAGAAAAUAAAAAAAAGCUUAUCGUUUAC
Lobosporangium transversale is the source of this 3884-nucleotide messenger RNA. RefSeq lists its product as hypothetical. The transcript is spliced from 2 exons. Lineage: Eukaryota; Fungi; Mortierellomycota; Mortierellomycetes; Mortierellales; Mortierellaceae. The record is from RefSeq and is a predicted model, not a curated record. Bases 293 to 3772 code for a protein of 1159 amino acids.